CCGACUGGGCACGCGCGGGCGGGAGGAGAGACCGCGGCUGGACGCGGGGUGGGCGGUCCCCGACGCCGCGGCCCCAGGCGUAUAUCCCUCACCGCCCGGGCGUCCCGUCCUCCCCUCUGGCCUCGCGGGAUUGGCGGGGCGGGUCCGCGGACGGGCCCGGGAGGGGCGGAGCCCGCGGGAGUGCGGGGAGGAAGGCCGCGCAGGGGUAGGUGGUGCCCGAACCAGGUCCCAGGAGGAGAUGGAGUGUCCGUGUUGGAAGUUUCCCCCCAACAGGCACAGAUCUCACCGGGAAGCUGAACACAGUCCUUUCAUGCUGCCUUGGAACGGGUGUUGAAAACCCAGAUAGCCGCAGGGAUGGGCAGGAUUCUGCCCUAUCCCUCAGCUCUGCAUUUGAUGGCUGGGGUCCUGGGGAUCUUGUUUUCCUCUGACUGUUGGGAUUCCUGUUACCAUCAUAUGAAUUCUUCCCCCGGCCACAUCACCAUCCCACCAUCUGGAGUUGUGCUAAGGAAUCUGGGUUUAGACACCUGAGUAUCAAGUUCUUUCCCUGAGGAAUUCUCCGACCUUGGUGGAUUGUGGACUCUGUUUGGGGUAUCUCUUUUUGGCAUGAUACUCUCCUGACAAAUCUGUACAUAACGUAUAGUAUUUCCAUUUCUGGAAACACCCUGCUGCCUCAAUUCAGAGCCAUCAAGCCUGUACCCACAAAAGUGUCUCCCAGCCUUGGGAGCACCCAGGUUCAUUUGGACUCACUGUUUUUGUUUUUGUUUUUUUUUCCGGAAAUAUGUGGCUCUCAGCUCAGGCAAUGUCAAAACAGCCCAGGCCUACAGACCUCCCAGGAGGGCAGAACUUUUUUUUCUUACCCACGAAGCAGGACUCACGUGGUUGGAUAGGAAACCUUGUCUUUAUUGCUGGGAUCUUCCAUAUAAUAUUCACAUGACUCACGUGCCAAGUCAUUUAUGCUGGCGUGGCUUCAUUCCAGGUACCCUCCGCUCUCCCUUCCCCAGUCCCGAUGUGGCUGCCAGGAAUGGUCCCUGUGUCUGCAGCUGGCGUUGUCUCAAGAGGUAGCGACCUUUGGCGGGUAUGACCGAGGACUAAAGGUGUUUGGAAGCCUCUGGAAGGACUGCUGAAGGGUGCAGGGACACAAUGCUGGACAAUUAUGAGAAUGUGGUCACUCGGGGAUCCUUCUUACAGCUCUCCAUGAUGCCCCAGAAAGCUGGAAAUGACUCCCCUGGUGUUUCCAGCACAAGUGAAACGGAAAUGGAGAUAAGUGACAUGAGAGAAAAGUUUCUUACAAGUGUGACAAAGUUAGUAGAAAGCAAAAGUUACAACAGCAAGGUGUUUUCCAAAGAAAAGUACUUUCAAACAAUAAAGGAAGUCAAAGAAGCCAAGGAAAAGGGGAAGAAGUCAUCACGCGACUACCGCCGCGCAGCAAAAUAUGAUGUGAUCUCUGUGCAAGGCACGGAGAAGCUAAUAGAGGCCGCUCACAGGGAACGUGAUCGAAUACGGUAUUACGUACAUAAAGAAGAGUUGUUUGACAUUCUUCACGACACACACCUCAAUAUUGGACACGGUGGGCGGACACGGAUGCUCAAGGAGCUACAAGGAAAAUACGGGAAUGUCACCAAAGAAGUCAUUGUCCUGUAUCUGACACUCUGUAAACAGUGCCACCAGAAGAACCCAGUGCCCAAGAGAGGUCUUGCGCCCAAGCCCAUGCCUUUUAAGGACAUCGACUCCAGAUGCCAAGUUGAAGUAUUUGACAUGCAGUCAAAUGCCGAUGGUGAGUUCAAGUUUAUUUUGUAUUACCAGGACCACUCGACCAAGUUUAUCAUCUUACGACCGUUAAGAGCUAAACAGGCCCACGAGGUGGUCAGUGUCCUGUUGGAUAUUUUCACAAUUCUCGGUACCCCCGGCGUGUUAGAAUCUGACAGCGGCGUAGAGUUCACAAACCAGGUUGUUAAUGAGCUCAAUGAGGUAUGGCCGGAGCUGAAGAUCGUCUGUGGUCAGCACCGCCCUGGCCAAGGCCAGGGCUCCCUGGAGCGAGCGAGCCGUGACGUCAAGAACAUGAUACGUGCCUGGAUGCGGAGUCACCGCUCACGCCGCUGGGCCGAAGGCCUGCGGUUUGUGCAGCUGGCGAGGAAUCAGGUGUUCGACGUUUCCUUGCAGCAAAGUCCAUACGAAGCGAUGUUUGGCUGUAAGGCCAAACUCGGCCUGUACUCCUCACACUUACCCCGCGAAACCGUGGCCGUCUUACAGACAGAGGAAGAGCUGGAAAUUGCGGAAAAACAGCUAGAAAGCAGCCUUUGGAUCAGGCAGGAAGAAAGGACUGAGAUGGGAGCAGACAGAUCUGAUAUGGAUGAGGACAUCGAUCCCACGCCUCCGGAACCUACAGAGCCCGGCACCUCACAGGGGGCCCCAGGCCUCUUCUGCUGGUGAACGGGCGCCUGCUGGGUGCCGUCCAGCCAUCUGAGAACUGGCGCCAGAUUCCCCGGGGAAAGGAACACGAAGGCUGCGCUCUCCACAGUCGCUCACGUUGUCCACGGCAGUGCUUGCAACGAGGGGAAAAGCGGGCCGGGUCCGUAACCAAUGACCACAAACUUGGCGGCUUAACAGGAAUAUACCAUACCCUUCGGCAGCUCUGGAGGCCAGAAGUUCAAGAUCAAGGUGUCGGCAGGGCUUGUUGCUUCUGGAAGCUCGGAGAGAAUCCGUCCCGUGCCUUUCUUCUCUCCCUGGUGGCCGCUGGCAGUCCUCUGCGUUCCUUGGCUUCCUCGAGUCUCUGCCUCGUCUUCACGUGGAGCUUCACCUGGACUUUCCCCCUCUGUCUCUCUGCGAUCUCCUUUUCUGUCUCUUAAAAGGACACCACGGCGUACCAACCCCAUGCCAUUGGAUUUAAGGUCCUCCCCAAUCAGGGAUGAUCUCCUCUCGACAUCCUCACCUUAAUUGUAUCUGCAAAGACCCUUUGUCCGAGUGAGCUCCAAUUCACGGAUGUUGGGGGUUUGGACUUGGACGUACCUUUCUUGGGACACAGUUCUAUCAACUACAGCCAGUAGAAGAGUAUUUCUGCCUGCAGAACCUGAACCGAUGGGGUCUUAAGUGUGGUGCCCUACGUACAUCUAGUACGUAUUCCUUCUGCCAAGCCCCCCUCCUGAGACAACAUCCCGAAAGGUGGGGGCAUCGGAGGAAGAGGUGUAGUGAGAAAAGAGGAGAGCGGCCACCUCGGCAUCUGAGCUCUAUUUCCUACUUCAAGAAGAACUGUAUGUGCCACCCCUGCUGUCACAAUGGCAUGCGCCAUUAAGAACUUGUGAUGGGGCACCUGGGUGGCUCCAUUGGUUGAGCCUCUGACUUUGGCUCAGGUCGUGAUCUCACGGUUCAACGCGGUUCGUGGGUUCAAGCCAGCGUCAUUUAUUUUUGGCUCUCAAAAAUAAAUGAACGUUGAAAAAACAUUUAACGUGCAAAAAAAAAAAAAAAAAAAAGGAAAAAAAUAAUUUGUGAUAAAAGCGACAUUCCACGUCUGUGGGGAGGAGUUAUAUUAUUCAGUUAAUGGUGCUGGAUCAGUUAGCUAUCCAUCAGGGAAAUGUGAAGCCUGAUUCUUCAGCAAAACACAAAAGUAUAAAAAUAUGGGGGAGGGGAAAACGGAGGGUUUUUGUGAUCUAGGAAUGGAGAAAGCCUUUGCGAGCAACGCAUGAACUUCAAACGCCAUAAAAGAAAGUUAACUUACUUGCCCUAAUGAACUGUUCAAAUGGCUAUGGAAAAUAAUGCCAUUUGAAACAUGAAAAGAUAAAUGACAUCGGGAGAAAAAAUUUGCAACACUUAAAACACGUAAGGCAUUAAUUUUUAAAAGCGUACUUAGAAAUUAUUAGUGAAAAGAGCAGCCAAUAGAAAGCGAGCAAAGGCUAACCACGGAAUACAAAUCAGCGGGUAGUUCUGCUUAAUGCCGUGCCUGCGUGUGGCUGUGGUGUGAUGGGACCCCGUGGCUUGGAAUCAGAUCCGGGCUGUCAGCUUAAUGUUUAUUUUGAGAGAGAAAGUGCCACGGGGGCAGAGAGAACCUCAGGCAGGGGGAUUCGAUCCGGGGUGCGAUGCCACAACCAUGAGAUCACGACCUGAGCCGAAAUCAAGAGUCAAGACACUCAAUCGACUGAGCCACCCAGGCGCCCCUGGGCUGUCUGUUUAAAUGAAACAGACUCCAGUUAUUUGAAGGUUUUUACUUUUUCCAUUGUGCGCAUGGGAGAAGGGAGAAGUGCCUGGUGCUUCUAUAUUUAACAAACCUGACUGGUAAGGAGAUAUAGUAGUUGCUACAUUAUUUUCAAGGCAGCUGUAUUCGUUUCCUGGGGCUGCCCUAACAAACGGGGGCAGGGGGGUGCUUCAACAACAGAAAUGUAUCGUGUCACAGUUCUGGAAGCCAGAAGUCCCAAGAUCGAGGUGCCAGCAGGUUUGGUUCCUUCCCAGGGCCGUGAGGGAGACUUCGCGUCUCUCCUAGCUUCUGGUAGACUCGGGUGUUCCUUGACUUGCAGAUGACAUUCUCUUUGUGCCUUCACAUUUGUGUGUGUGUGUCUCCCUCCGUAGCCCCCGUCUUACGAGGACCCUGUUGUGUAGGAUGAGGGCCCACCCUAGUGAUGUCCUUUUAACUCCAUCUUCUGCCUCCUUAUUUGGAAAUAAGGUCACAUUCAAAAGUACUGGGAGGUAUGACUUCAACCUUUUUGGGAGGGGUGAGGGGGACAGAGUUCAGCCUGUAGCAGCAACCAAUCAGAAGGACUAUCGAUUUCAGAGGUAAGUCUUGGAA
Molecule: messenger RNA, 4774 nt
Organism: Neofelis nebulosa (Clouded leopard)
Lineage: Eukaryota; Metazoa; Chordata; Mammalia; Carnivora; Felidae
Gene: KRABD2
Product: KRAB-A domain containing 2
Exons: 4
Coding region: 1141-2430 (429 amino acids)
Biological process (GO): DNA integration
Molecular function (GO): nucleic acid binding
Source: RefSeq, a predicted model, not a curated record